This is a messenger RNA of Nylanderia fulva, 9185 nucleotides long. It is a transcript of the gene Nipped-B, whose product is annotated as Nipped-B cohesin loading factor. Gene Ontology annotation, biological process: establishment of protein localization to chromatin; chromatin looping; establishment of mitotic sister chromatid cohesion. The record is from RefSeq and is a predicted model, not a curated record. Lineage: Eukaryota; Metazoa; Arthropoda; Insecta; Hymenoptera; Formicidae. Gene Ontology annotation, cellular component: Scc2-Scc4 cohesin loading complex. Gene Ontology annotation, molecular function: cohesin loader activity; chromatin binding.
AUACAUACCUGCGUCUGGCCGGAGAGCGAUAUCCCACUACUACGCCACUUCCGUUAACUCGCUGCUGAGCAAAAUGGACGCCUUUGUGUCUGUUUUCUUCGCAUUCCCAGUAUAAAUACCGAUUACGGGAGGACGCGGCGGCUGCGAGGCGGCGAUGUUUGCGCGACGCUGCGUCGAACGCGAGUGAGGCGAGUGUCGUGUAGCGGAGUCCUGGCCAGGAGUCGCCGUGCGCGACGUGAAAACGCGUCCAACCAAGUAGGCCAACCAACGUAAGUGGUAGCCCCCGCGGAUGACAAUUGAACGAAGCAUCGCCCGGACGACGACGGUGUUCCCGCGGCGGGUGAGUCUCUCGACCGGGCGGAUUGGUUGCUCCGAAGCGUCACGAGGUGCCCGAGGAACCCGCCGGCUGCCCUGAGCGACGCGAAACGGCGCCCGGCCUCCCGCCAAAACCCGCCAGGCCGCGAAGAGGAGCGAAGAGAUCGGCCGACGUAAAUAGUGACUCCGGGUGACACCUCCGAGCUGUCACUUCGCGCCGCCUCUUGAUCAUCCUAGCGAGCGAGCGCAACCCGGCGAGUAUUCGCCCCAGGAUUCACCGGAGUCGGAGUUCCUCGUCGACGGGAGGAUUCUCUCUAGCUGCGUUUUCCCCCUCCCUCACCUCCCCCUCUGUAGCUGCUGUGUGUUGUUACAUCUGCUCUCCCGGUCGCUUGGUGGAUAUAUGGUGACGCGCGACGUAUGAUGUUGGAUAGUCGACGUUCUCCUGGAGAAGGACAAAGUACUGAAAAACAUGGACCGUUUGUUGGAGGAUCCACGUGCUUCAUCAAAAUUUGGUUGAGACUUUUAUUCGCAACAUGGGAACUUAAACAAGAUUCUGAUAAGUUCCCGAUAUUUGCCUUAGUGUUCUUCAAAGAGGAUUAAAGACUCUCUUCAACGUGAACUAUUUGUGUUAGUAUUUUGAAAUGCAUAGUGAGAAAUAUGUAACGAUGGUUUCUUUAGACAUUUGUGGGGACAGUGCAUUUAAACAUAUUUCAUUGACUUAUAUUUAUUGUAUAUCGUAAACAAGUACUCGUAGUAUGCUUGUGUCGUGCUCAGCAUAUUGUAUUGUCCCACGAACUUUGCGCAGUUUAAGAAUGCUAGAAUUGAUUUUGAUUCUUUUUCUUUUGUCUAGGCUGUAAUGCCCGAACGAAUCAAACUCAAAAUGAAUGGGGUUGUACCAAGUGUGCCAAUAACUACCCUCGCUGGUAUUGCGAGUCUCACUGACUUGUUACCUGAAAUGCCCCUACCGACUCCGCUGCCACAGACUUUGACUAAUAAGUCGUUGCUGUUUCAUCCACGAGUGGCAGAGGAAGCGCAUUUAUUGCUAAGCGUUCGCGAUGAGAAUCUUGUACCGCAGUUAAUAAUGUCUCUGUCACAGACUUCGUCGGAUCACAUUGAACUUAAGGAUAAUUAUGCAAACACUGAACAGUCGUUAGAAAAUGAGCAAAACACUCCUGAACUACUCAAGGCAAUCUUGCAGAUAAAUCCUCACGUAUUCAGAGGACCUCAACACAAUUCUCCGAGAAAUUGGGCGCAGGGCGCGCCUGUAUUGCACGCGAAUCAAUCGCCGGCAAGUUAUGGUCGUUUCUCGCCGUCCUAUUCGAGCUCAUCAGGCUCCAGACAAACGCCCCAAGGUAGUCCGGCUCAUCCUGCGGCGGCCAGAUCUGUACUUCCGCCGCCGGUGGCCAGCGGUAUCGCUCACGCGCAACAUCCACGAAUGCCGAUCACCCCGCAGAAUCAUGCGGACAUCUCGCAGAUGUCUCCCUUUGCUGUGCCUUCCCCAUCGCCCAGAGGUAACGUUAUGACCGAACAAACGAGAACGUUAACUACGCCCCAGCAUAUGCAAGAGGACACGAAUUGUAUAAAUCCUUUAUCGAAUGUAGCUCUUCAACCGAACAUGUACUCGCCGGCUCACAUGAGCUCACCCAAUGCACCGCUGUCUCUCGGUAAUGUGACGCCUCAGCAUCACAACAUGGCUGGUAUGACGCCGCAGCAUAACAUGCACAUAGCAUCUCCCAUGCGCACCAAUAUGCCUCUACAACAGCAACAUCCAGCAAUGAGUAUGCAACAAAACCUUUACGAUCCUAUGAUGAAUCAGCAAGUUCAUCAUGCUUUAGGUAGCGGUCAAUCGUUGGACAUCGAUAGUGCGGUACAGGAUAAUCAACAAUUUCUUCUCGAUCCAACGAGCGCUCUUCCCGAUAUUGAUUUACCGAUUGAGAACAUUGAGGUGAAGCAAGGCAUUGAACAUGCAGUGCAACAUUUAUUACCGACUCCACAGACCACAUCUUACCCGAAUGUACACGCCACCGAUAUGAUUAAUGCUUUGAAUCCGGCCACGACUAAUGUUGCGCCCAAUGUGCAACAUCAACAGAAUAAUAAUUCGGAAAAGAAGCUUACUGGACCGUUGACGGAAAAGUUGAAGGAGCCUAUUGUCAUGUUAAAUAGAUUAACGCUUGCAGAUCAAGCACUCAUGCAGAAGAGUUUGGCGGCGUUCGCGGAAAAAUCGCCGAGUCGCGCGGCGAAGAUGGGCAUCUCUAAUCGCGACGACAUGUCGAAGACUGAUUCCGAGAGCGAAGAGGAGAUCGGCAAGAACAAUAAGCACUUCAAAGCUCGUGCGAAAGAGCGGCAGGUGCAACGAGAGAAGGAGAAAGCGGAACGACGGAGGAGCGAGGACAAAAAUCGUAGGCGGAAAAGGAUAACGGACGACGAUGAGGAGGACGAUAAACGAGAUGCGCCGUAUACGCCGACGAAACCAAAAAUACGCAAGAUCGAGAAGAAGCUAGUGCCUGUAUUAGCCAAAUUGAGCGUGGAGGAGUUGAUGGAGACCAAUACUUAUCAACGAUUUAAUUCUACCAUAGAGAUGAUUUUCGAGAACACGGAAGACGUUACAGCAAACGCCGAUUUUGAAGAAGACGGUGAUGUACCUCCUGAGAUACUUAUUCCUAAGUAUCAGUUGCACGAUCUCUGUACGGAAGCAGCCAAACUUAAAACGCUGGGUGCUAUGGAGUCGAUACCCACGGACAGACUAGUAAGGCUAUUGAAUAUCCUGGAAAAGAAUAUACGAGACGGUGCGAGGGUAUCGCCACUCGUAGACCCAGACGACGAUGUUGAAGAAGGACGAUUAUGGGUGCAAUUGGCAAUGGAACGAGUGCAACGCGCCGUAGAUGCUUCGUUGAUUGCGUUGCAUAUUAUGACCUCCAGCAAUAUGCCGAAGACAGUCUAUUUGGAGGACGUCAUUGACCGAAUAGUUCUUUUUAUGAAGUUUCAACUGCAGAACACAAUUUAUCCCUCAUUCGAUCCGGUCUAUAAGGUAGAUACAAAGAACAAGACUGACAAUUUUAAUUCUAGCGGACGCAAGAAGCGGGGUCACAUGAAGGAGGUGCGCGAGAAAAGUAUUCUGCAGGUUUACAACAAGAUGCACGAAUUGGUAGGUCUGUUGGCUGAAUUGUUGAAUAUACAGGUUUUAACAGACACGAGCGUUCUUCACGCAUCGACCUUAGGAGUCGCGCCGUUUUUCGUCGAAUCAGUGAGCGAUCUUCAAUUGAGCGCGUUGAAACUCGUCACUGUAAUAUUCACCAAGUAUGAGAAACACAGAAGACUAUUGUUGGACGAUAUCCUGGCAUCUAUAGCGAGACUACCUAGUAGCAAAAGGAGUUUGCGCACGUACAGACUCAAUUCCGAGGAUCAUAUACAGAUGUUGACGGCGCUAGUCUUGCAGCUCAUCCAAUGUGUAGUGGUUUUGUCGGACUCGAAGAAGGAGGAGGACGAGAAGAAGCCCAAUCACGUCGAUUCUGAAGUCUUCAUUAUCAAUAGAUACGAGACUGCCACCAGAAUAGCCGGCAAUUUUUUAACGGUGUUCCUCAACAAAUGCGGUAGUAAGGGCGAAGAAAUUGAUUACAGACCGCUAUUUGAAAAUUUCGUGCAAGACUUGUUGGCGACGGUGAAUAAACCCGAGUGGCCCGCAGCCGAGUUGUUACUCAGUCUUCUUGGAAAUCUGUUAGUAGGACAUUUUUCUAAUAAGAGCUCCGACAUGUCGCUUCGAGUAGCUUCCAUCGAUUAUCUCGGUGUAGUAGCGGCCAGAUUACGCAAGGAUGCAGUCAGUUCGCAUUGCAAGCUAUCGACUAUCGAUCAGAUCAUACGAGACAUCAAACUCGAACAGCAAAAGGACUCGGAUUAUGACCAAAUAAAGGAUAAGGAGAUUCCAGGAUUAAGCGAAGACGAGGAAAGGAUGGUGUUUCUACAGAAGGUACUUUUAGAUUAUUUGGCGGUCAACGGGACGAAGGAUUCGGCCCUUGGAUACGCGCGUCACUUUUAUCUGGCUCAAUGGUAUCGGGACUGCGCGCUGGAAAAAUCACGGGUAGGCCAGUCGAAGAACAGCCCGAGUAAGAAAAUACACAAGAAACGCGCCAAGAAGAAAAACCGGCAUCACAGCAGCGACCAGGACACCGAGUCCGAAUUGGACGAGCAAGACCCGGACGAAAACGACAAUAAUGAGCAGAAAAAUUCGGAGGCUUACCGAAUUAUCGAGGAAAAGAAGAAGUAUAUUAUCAGUAGAAUAAGGCUAUGCAGCACAGGAACGAAACCUGACAUCCUGCAGACAUACAUCGAUUAUAAUUCCGCGGAACUGAUCUCACAGUAUCUCGCAUCCAAGAGACCAUUCUCGCAGAGCUUUGAUAAAUACCUCAAGCAGAUCCUUCACGUAUUGACGGAAUCGUCCAUUGCUAUUAGAACAAAGGCGAUGAAAUGCCUCACGAUGAUCGUCGAGGCUGAUCCAAGCGUGUUGGCGAGGGUGGAUAUGCAGCUGGGCGUGAAGCAUUCCUUCCUCGAUCACUCCACAUCCGUGCGAGAGGCAGCGGUGGACUUGGUAGGAAAAUUUGUAUUGAGUAGACCUGAAUUGAUUGACAAAUACUACGAUAUGCUAUCGGCUAGAAUCCUUGACACCGGAGUGAGCGUGCGGAAACGCGUUAUUAAGAUUCUCAAGGAUAUUUGUAUGGAAUGCCCGAAUUUCCCUAAAAUUCCGGAGAUCUGCGUGAAAAUGAUAAGGAGAGUGAACGACGAAGAGGGCAUCCGGAAGCUCGUUAUGGAGGUUUUUCAAAAUAUGUGGUUUACUCCAGUGAAAGAGCGUCCCACCCUUGACACAGAAUCAUUGCUGCGAAAGGUGAUGAAUAUCACGGACGUCGUAGCAGCCAGCAAAGACAUGGGACUGGAAUGGUUUGAGCAGCUUUUGGUAAGUCUGUUUAAGCCGAAGGAGGACAAGGAUGACAGUACGAAGAUACAGGCAGACCCGCCACGGACAUUGCUGACGGCGUGCAAGCAAAUUGUGGAUUGCCUAAUCGAGAACGUGUUGCGGUUGGAGGAAACAAAUCUGGGAGACUCGGAAAAAUCGGGCAAGAAGGGCUCGUCGCAGAGAUUGGUCGCGUGUCUGACAACGAUUUAUCUAUUCGCAAAGAUUCGGCCGCGGCUUCUGGUCAAUCAUGCAAUCACCCUACAGCCUUACUUGAGUCUGAAGUGUCAGACGCAAGGUGACUAUCAGAUUAUAAGUAGCGUCGCGCAUACUCUUGAACUGGUGGUGCCUCUGAUGGAACAUCCUAGUGAGACCUUUUUAGCGCAGCUAGAAGAGGACUCGGUGAAACUGAUUUUGCAACACGACAGAUCGGUAGUCGCAAGCUGUUUGUCGUGUUUGGGAUCCAUAGUCAAUAACGUCACGCGGAACUUUAAACUGAUACGAGAUUGCUUCAAGAAAUACUACGGACACUUAACGGAGUACAAAUCAUUCUACGAGAAGGAUCCAACCAAUCCCAUGCUGUUAAAAUACAGGCCAUUUUUCCGACGAGCGCUUUUCACAGUCGGUUUAUUGUUACGUCAUUUUAAUUUCACAGAUGCAGAGGUGAUAGAAGGUCUCGCGGACAAUAUUAAGGAUCAGGUUUUCGAGACACUCAACUAUUUCGUUCAUCUAGAGAACGACGACAUCCGGCAUUUCACUUUGUCGGCCAUCGGGUCUCUCUGUAUACGGCAUUACGAGUUUAUGAUGCUGCCCGAGCUGAAGGAGCUUUAUCAUCAUUUACUCACAUCGGAACACGCGUUGGUCCAUAUGAGAAUCCAGGUGCUCAACAACAUUGAAGUGUACCUGCAGGAGGAAGAAAAGAGAAUGAUCAAGCAAGAUCUCGAAUGGGCGAAAAUGUCGAAGCAGGAGAAUCUAAAAGAGAUGGGUGACGUAUCGUCGGGUAUGGCGAGCACCGUGAUUCAGCUCUACAUCAAGGAAAUUCUCGAGUCUUUUCUACACAUUAAUAUAAGUGUACGACACGCGGCUCUCAAAGUUAUUCAACUGAUUUUAGCGCAGGGUUUGGUGCAUCCCGUCCAGAUAGUGCCCUAUCUGAUAUGCAUGAGCACUGAUAGCGAGAAGGCGGUGAGUCACAGCGCGGACAAGUGGCUGCAGGACAUCGAAAAGAAGUAUCCGGGUUUCCUUCAUAUGAAGUCGCAGUUUGGCAUCGGGCUGAGCUACCGAUUGCAGAAGAUUUUGCAGAACGACAUCACGGUCAGGGGUAUGCGGGUGAAGGACGGCGAAUUCCCGGGCGCGCUCAACGGUUUUCUCUACACGAUCCUGCGCAGCACGAAACAGCAAAGGCGGGCGUUCGUGCUGUCCUUCCUCAAGCGCUUCGACGAGAAUGCCAAGACCAGUCUGUCGCAGAUGCUGUACCUGGCGGAUAAUCUCGCCUACUUUACAUAUCAAGUGCAAGACGAGCCGCUCUUCAUCAUCCAUCACAUCGAUAUCAUCAUCUCCAUGUCUGGGACGAACGUGUUGCAAUCUUUCAAGGAGGCUCUGCUGCCCAAGGAGGGCAGCGUGCAAUCGCAGUGCGGGCAGUCCGAGCUGACGUCGGGACAGAUGCCUGGGCAGACGGUGCCGAUGAUGCCACCGGUACAGACGACGACGACCGGGCCGGACGGUCAACCAACUCAGAUGUUGUCAGUUUUAGAAGACGAAGAGGACGAUGAGGAGGACGAAGAAGCUAUUUUGGUUAGAUUACCAAAUGACACCACCUUGCUCAGGGAAUAUAUUACCGCCAGUCAAGGCUUUUUACUUCUACUGACACUUCGGCAGCAUCUCAAGGAUCUCUAUGGCAUCUCCGACGCGAAGGUCAGUCAGUAUUCGCCUUUGGAAUCGGCCAAGGUCUACGAAAAAGCGAUCAAUCGCAAGACUAAUCUGCUGUUCGAGCCUAAGGCUACGUUGCAGAGAUUGCGGGAAGGCGGGACCAAUGAGGAGUUGGACACAAACGGCAGGAAGAAGCUCGUGAAGGAGUAUCUGGACUUCAAACAGUUGAUGCUCAAGUUCGAUCCCGAGGAACCAGACGACGAUGGUGGUAACGACGCCGUCAACGCCAGUGGUGGCGCGAAACAGCUGGCUGCGGAGCAUGCUACCAGGAUACCGCCGCAUCCUGUGGUCGAUGGCAGCAGACCGAUAGCGGACGGCGCCGUAGGGGAUAUGGCCACCCUGGCGGUCGCGGGUGGCCAGCAACAGUUUCAAUUACUACCGCAACCGAAUCUAAAUAUCAACUCCGCUCCGAUGGAGCAUCCGAACAACUCGAUGAACUCGCUGUCCGCGGUGGCGGCUGCAGCAGCAACGCCGACGACGCCGCGGGUGCCGAAGCUGACGAUACACGCUCAUCCGAAUGCGAGGGAGUCGCAUCGCAAGCAACGCGCGCACAAGACGGACAAAUCGGUGAGAAAGCACAAGAAGAAGAAGAGGAGAAGAAUCUCCGACACCAGCGACAGCGGCGAGGACUACAGUGACCCUGACUUCCUCGUGUGAGUGCAGUGGUAUAUCUUAUCCUAUGUGUACAUAUAAAUAAUCCGUGAUAGUGUGUGCGCGUGUGACGAGUCGCCCACUAAAAUGACUCACCUUUCGCGCGAUACCUGGACGCUUUUGCAGCGCGAUGGUUUCCUCUGCCGCCUCCUCUUAACCCUCUUGGUCCCCUGAAACGGAUUCUCUUCCCCAGCCUCACAAAGUUGUGCUACGACUUUGGAAACGGUUUAUCCAAACCGUUUCGGGUCAAGAAACUGAGCAUAGAGACUAUAAUAGUGGGAAUGAGUGUUGAGCACGCGCGUGCGAGAGAGAGAGAGAGAUCUUUGAUAAGAAUGAUAAGAUUUUUAAAUGCGAGCGAGUGUUGAAGGAAGGAUUAGCGUGUUGUUGGCCGAAACGGCGGGCGUCCGAGGUUCAUUGAUCCGCCAUGCCGUUGUUAAGCGAGAUCGGCUCGUUACGUAUUUCGUGCGACCGGAACUCGGGAACUUGGUUCGCUCGAAAAUUAGCUUCUGCUUUCCGAACCCGUCGAGACGUUUUUCGAGGGAGCUUCUAGAGAUCGCUCGAUUCCGCCGAAAUAGCGUAGAAAGCGAGGGAUUAUGAAUUCCCUGGGAAGAUAUGCUACGAACACAAGUUCCCUGAGAGAAACCAAGUACAAUAAAUUUACGUUUGCGAACAAAAUUCACCUGUAAAUAAUAUCACAUAGCGACGACGAUGUCUUUACGACUGUUGAGUAAAUCUUUUCCUUUUUCUUGGAGGAAGAAAUUAGUGGAAAGAGAUAAAAAAGAAAGCAUUAAAAGAAACAACGUACAGAUUCGAAUAAUAUCAAUUUGAUUCGUCGUUGCUUUCUCUUCCUUCGUUUUCAGACUGAAUUUGAAAAAAAAUAUAUAUAGUAAGCACUGCUUAUUUCGAUAAUGCUAAAUUAUUAAAAUUUAGAUAAAUUUAUGCUAAUGGUGAUUUAUAGGUAAACAUUAAAAAUAUUUUGCUUUAAAUUUUAUUGAAAUUAAAAAUAUGUACACUGUGCACAGAAUAACAUUUCCGCAAUUGCUACACUUAUAGUACAAUUCGUAGUAAUAUUUUAAUUUUUGUAAAAAAGGUAGAAACAAAAAUUGCUGCUUUAAGACAUUUGACAAAUACAAAAAAUUUAAUAAAAAAACUUAAAUGUAUGAUCGAUUAAUUAAUCUAAUAAAAAAAGAUUGCUUAAAAGAACAAACAAAAAAUGUAUCAUAAAAUAAAGUUUAUUUGAGAAUUCAAUCUUAAUAUUUAUCUGAUAUUAGUCAGAAAGAAUUUAAGGAUGUGAUAUCAAAUACUUAUAUUAAUUACAACGUUUAUUAAAUACUUAAAAAAUUUAUUUUGU